This is a messenger RNA of Aspergillus wentii DTO 134E9, 1095 nucleotides long. Its product is annotated as LLM class flavin-dependent oxidoreductase. Gene Ontology annotation, molecular function: oxidoreductase activity, acting on paired donors, with incorporation or reduction of molecular oxygen. The transcript has a single exon. The coding region runs from base 1 to 1095 and encodes 364 amino acids. The record is from RefSeq and is a predicted model, not a curated record. NCBI's taxonomy places the organism in Eukaryota, Fungi, Ascomycota, Eurotiomycetes, Eurotiales, Aspergillaceae.
AUGCCUACUGAAUUCAUCAGCGUGACAUUCCCCAAUGCCUCCACGGAGCUCAAUCCCAUCCCCAAUGCAUCAAUCGACCCAGAGUUCCUCACUCGCUACGCGCGCAACCUCGACGACUACGCCUUCAACUAUACCCUAGUCCCCUACGACUCAUCCUCCUACGACCCCUUCACGAUAGGAGCAACCAUCGCCUCUGUCACAAAGAACCUCAAAAUCAUCAUCGCUCUCCGCCCAAACACACUAUACCCCACCGUAGCAGCCAAAGCCCUCGCCACCCUCGACCAGCUCAGCUCCGGCCGCGCUGUCGUCCACUUCAUCGCCGGCGGCAGCGACACCGAACAAGCUCGCGAAGGCGACUUCCUCAACAAAGAACAGCGCUACGCCCGCCUGGAGGAGUAUAUCCGCAUUCUCCGCCGCGCGUGGGAAUCCCCGGACCCCUUCGACUGGGACGGCGAGUACUACCAAUUCAAGCAAUUCCAGAACAAAGUGCGCCCCGUAAACGGCAAAUCCAUCCCAGUCUCUGUGGGCGGGUCCUCAGACGACGCAUACCGCAUCGGCGGCUCCCUCGCAGACAUCUUCGGACUCUGGGGCGAGCCGCUGAAAGAAACAAAGGCCCAAAUCGACCGUAUCUACGAAGAGGCUGCGAAAGCAGGACGGCCCGAGUCCGACCGUCCCCGGAUCUGGGUUACCUUCCGGCCUAUCAUCGCGGAGACGGAGGAACUGGCCUGGGCGAAAGCGCACCGCACCCUCGAUCUCCUGCAGACACAUCGCGCAAAUGGGCUCGGUAAGGUCCCCGCAAAUGCGCCGGCUGUGCAGAACGUGGGAUCGCAGCGGUUGUUGGAGAUCGCGGCGCGUGGGGAAGUGCAGGACAGGGCGCUGUGGUAUCCGACUGUGACUGCGACGAAUGCGAGGGGAGCGUCGACUGCUUUGGUGGGGUCGCCAAAGACGAUUGUGGAUUCGAUCUUGGAUUAUGUGGAUUUGGGCGCUGAGCUUAUUUCCAUCCGGGGGUAUGAUAACCUCAAUGAUGCGAUUGAUUAUGGGCGGCUUGUUAUCCCGGCUGUGCGUCAGGCGUUGCAGGAAAGAGGGUCUGCUUAG